GCGCUGUUGUUGCUGCCUGCGCCGACAGAACUGCGAGCAGGUCGCGAAUUUUGAAAUCGCUCCGCUCACGCUGCUUGGAAAACUGGGGAUAAAAAGGAGGAAUACAUAAACGUAGCAUAGACAUAUAUAUACAUAUAUGUAUAUUUCAAACGUUCAUGCCAAGUAACGAAUCUCGAUCAAGUUCGUUUCUUUCUGAGGCAACCAAGAUGAGCACCAGCGCCAACACCAACGACGACGCACCCGAGGACUCCUCAUUGUUCAAGUUCUACAUAGAAAAUGGUUACGUGCUGCCGUUGGAGCUAAAGAAUGACAUUAUCUACUGCCAGCGUGCAAUGCGCGACUUUCUCAAAGUGCACGGGCUGGUAUCCGAUGUGUUCAAGGAACAGGCCGAUGCGGAUCCGGUGCAGAUGCAGCGCAUCCUUGAUGAACUGGAGGCGGAGGUAUAUGAGAUAAAUGCUGAGCAGCAGUUUUUAAUGUUGCGCCUAGACCAUCAACUGGAUACAUUCUACAAGAAUCUGGAGGAGAACAAUAUACGGACUGUACCUGAGAUGGCCAACGAGUACAUUUCCAGCCUCAUAGUGCCUUUGAUUGGCGAUGCCAACUAUAAAAUCUAUCCACAAUCGGUGCUCAGCCGCGACAGCGAGGAGAUGCUCAUACGUAAGCAUUUUCUUAUCUCACAGGACGAGGAUGGUGGCGUUGAGCCGCUCAAGCUUAGCGAAUUGGACGACAAUGUGCCGCUAAUGCUCGUCAAUGCACUUAGUGCAUCUGCAACUGCUACUGCAUCUGCCACUGUCAGCGUCAAGCCGCCGCCCAGCGACGAGGCCGCCAGCGAACCGAAGCUGCUUGACGAAAAGAUUGAAUAUGGAGGUGGUUUAGCAAAGCUGUCACCCUCGCCAUCGCCAUCGCUGAUGCAGACCCAGCUGCAGACUGAGGAGGCUCUAUCGCCGACGUCCAAAAAGGAACAGCUGCACUCACUGCUAAUACCGCGAGGUUCGCAGCCACCCGAGCAGCAAGACGAAAAGUUAAACCAGCUGUCGCCAACGCCGCCGCCGCCGCCGCCACCACCCCCGCCGCUAGUAGCCUCCAAACAGCGUGCGCCGCGUGCGGAUGCCAAGCAGGCGGUAAAACGCAUUUUGACAUCGCCACCGCCGCUGGCGCCCAUUACAAAGACACCGCUGGCGACAGAUUUUGAGGAAGUCGCUCAGAGCCGAAUGAAUCUGCGCCAGGCACUGCGUCGCGCGCGCAAGACCAAACAGCAACCCCGUCAAUUCGAUGAGGAGGAUGUCUUAGAGCUGCCCGUCGAGAAGGUGGCGGAGAGUCCGCCACAGCCAAGCACUGCGCCCACUAAAAGCAAACCAGUCAAAGCGAUGGAAGCAACUGCAACAGCGCCAACAACAACAGCAGCAGUAGCAUCUACCAGUGUUGCAGCACCGGCAGCCAAGAAGUCAGCGCCGCAGGCGUCUAGCAAACAGUACAAGACACGCAAUGCGCAUGGUGCUGGACGCAAGCCAGCGACACCGCCGCUAGCGCAAGCGGCUCCGCAGCCGGUGGCAGCAGCAGGUGCAUCAUCUGGUUCAUCCGGUUCCUCAGACGAUUCGCAUCAGGAGCUGGAACUGGAACAGCAGCGCCUGUGCGCCUCGGCGGCACAGUGGCGUGAUGAGCCGCGCGAGACGCGUGUCCUGCCCGCCGAAUAUGGACGCGAGCAUUUUCUGGGCCUGUUUGGUCUCUACACGCAUGACAUGGUCAAGAAGCUGUGCCAGCGCCACUCUAAGCGCAAGCGUCGCACCGUCCAGAAUGCCAGCGGCGUUGAUUUUCAUUAUGGCCAGCAGUUGACCGCCAUCGAUGCGGUGCGUCAAAAGAAGCUCAAGGAUAAGCCGGAGUUUCUAUUGUCGCCCAAGGACAAGCGGCUGCAGGCUAAAAAGGCGCACAAGGCGAAUGCCGCUGCUGUUGCCGUUGUAUCCAAUCGCAAGAGCAAAAGUAAAACGCCGGAAAAGUUGGAGGAUGCGUUGGCCAACGGUCACUCAGAUGUCGGCAAACAUAAGUGCAAGGAGUGCAAAAAGCGUGCGGACAAUUUCCUGACCUGCCAGAGCUGUCAUGGGCACUAUCAUCUGGAUUGUCACGAGGAAGCCAAAGGAAAGACACAGUCAGCGUUGACGUCGGCGUCGCACGCGCAGUUGAGCAGCCGUUGUCCACCGUGCUUAAGGGAUUGGAUGCUGUCGACCGGCCGGACUAAGGGUGGCUCGUCCUAGUACUAAGAUUUGUUUAAUAUUCAAAGUGGCAAGAGUUGUUUUUCGCUCCAGUGUGGACGCUCUGGCCUUAUGUUGUACAGUGUAUCCUGAUCGUUCUAUCCUACAUUUGUUUGUACAUACUUUUUUCUUUUAUUUUGUUUUUUUUUUCAGCCACAUUUAUUAAGCUCU
Drosophila montana is the source of this 2417-nucleotide messenger RNA. RefSeq names its product l(3)mbt interacting protein 1 (gene Lint-1). The record is from RefSeq and is a predicted model, not a curated record. The transcript is spliced from 4 exons. Bases 156 to 2249 code for a protein of 697 amino acids. Lineage: Eukaryota; Metazoa; Arthropoda; Insecta; Diptera; Drosophilidae.